AUGGAGAAUGUUUUGAAAAGAAGUUAUCAUUUUCAACAGAUAGAACAACAGCACCAACAACUUCAACCAUUUUCUCAAAAACGUAGAAAAUUAAAUGAGAAUUCUAAAGCUUUGCAAAGUAAGGCUUUACAAAGUUCAAAAUCCUCUUCGAGUCCUUCUCAGUCUGGAAUUCCGGAUAAGGCUUUACAAUCGGCACGUUCUGCUACUACAGUUUCUUUUUUAGUUAAGUCUCCUGAGCUCCAUUUGACUUCUCAACACAAAACUGUCAAUAAUUUCUCGGAAUGCGUCGACAAGGUGUCUGAUGAUAAGGAUUAUCAUGAUUCGCAUAUGUCAACCACUGAUCCUAACAAUGCUUUUAUGGUUCCUGCCAAUACGGCUAAUACCGUUCAUGAUCCUUCAACGGUUACCAAUCAUCCUGAUGCUCUAGAAAACGUUAAUCAAGAAUUUUCUAUUCUCAAUAUAAUUCCAUCUUUGAUAAGUGAAAAACAUAGAAAGGCUGCUUUUGUUGAAAAUCUAGUCGACACUGCUGGCCUUAUUAUGGAGGUAAUUUGGGCAAAUUUUGCCAUUAGCCCGAAUGCGAAAAUUAUUACUUUACGUGUGUUUCUUCAGGAAACUUUGAGACGUUCUCGCGCCUCUUAUUCAACACUCCAAACAGCAUUAUUCUAUUUGUUUAGAAUUAAACAUAAAAUCGCUUUAUUAUCUCAACGCCCCGAAUUGCCUCCUACACCAACUUCCGAACAUCCUCCAGAUGUGAUCCAAAAUUCAUGUCAAAAUAAUGAUCCUGCAACCUGUGGUCGGCGUAUGUUUUUAGCUGCUCUGAUUGUUGCAUCAAAGUAUCUUCAAGAUCGCAAUUAUUCCAAUCGUGCUUGGUCUAAAAUAUCUGGUCUUUCUAUUAAGGAGAUUAAUGCAAAUGAAGUUUGCUUUCUCAAGCUUAUUGAUUACAACCUUUUUAUAGCUGAGGACAUUUUUAAACGCUGGAGUACUCUUUUGCUAACUCAUAUUCAAGCUAUAUCAGGACCAGAUAUAUCAAAUCCGGAGGCAUUUAGGAAUGCUGAAAAUCAGAGUGAGGUUACUAGAUUUCGUGAAACUUUAAGAUUAAUGGACCCAAAGACCAUGGAAUGUAAACGUCCCCUCAGUUUUGGAAUUUAUCCCAUCACUCCUGCAGUGAGUGCUCCAGGAUCACCACGCGAAUAA
Racocetra fulgida is the source of this 1194-nucleotide messenger RNA. The record is from the annotation of a GenBank genome assembly. Lineage: Eukaryota; Fungi; Glomeromycota; Glomeromycetes; Diversisporales; Gigasporaceae.